GUUGUGAUAAACUUAUUAAAUAGAUGUAAAUAUGGUGGAAAACACUGCCUCUUUCAAACUACUCCAGGAUGGGUAUGAAGGAGUGGCUCUGACAAAAAUGUUCCCCGCUAAGGGAUUCUACCCCUCUACAUCCAGUGGGGGUGGGGCAUGGUAUGCGGCUAAACUACUAGACGAGCAGCAGAGGGUGGGAAAGGAGAGUAGAGAGACGGCUCUUCAAGUGCGCAGUUAUUCUCGUCUGAAGAAGGAGAGGGUAAGAAUGGCCAAACUGAAGAGACUGUACGAGCAGGGACAGAUGGAUGAGAAUGAGAUGCCGAUUGAAGAGACUCAGAGUCAAGUUGACGAGAGGGAGACACACUUGGACGGGUUCUAUUUGUUGCGCACCCAUGGAGUGAGUGACCCUGGAGAUUUGAGUGCCAUCGACAUCUCCGCAAGACCACUCGAAACUGCCAAUGAUGAGGAUAUGGAGUUAUUUGAGAAUGUUAUUUACAUCAAUGCAGCUGAGACUCUGCUACCAUUUGAAACCUUCAACCACUUCCCCUCCCUCCGAGAACUAGAGACCCCCCUGUGCGCCAUCAGAUCCAUCCGAGUCAACAUGAACGACUUCGACUGUCUCGAACUCCUAGACCUCUCCUACAACAACCUCUCGCCUGAAGAUGUGGCUUCCCUCUCUAUUCUGCCCAAAUUGAAGGCACUGUACUUGACAGGGAAUGAGUUGACCUAUCUGCCGGAGUCACUUUGUUCCAAUGUCAAGUUCAAGUCAGAUGAAAAUUCGGCUGCAAGCGCAGUCGAAGUUGAAGCUUUCCAAAACUUGGAAGUUCUUCACCUAGACGACAACCGAUUCCAAGACGCUAACACGAUUGCGAUCCUAGCUGGGCUAAGACAUCUGAAAUACCUUUCUCUGGAUAACAACUCAAUCAGCGCUGUUCCUCAUAUAAAGAUCAAGAAAGGAAAGCCAAUUGAAAGAGUUCACGUGAAUGCGGUCGAAUUCAACGUGAAUGAUAACGAUGACGAAUUAGACGAUGACACAAUCAGCGGCAAAAGUCAGAAUCUUCUAGAAGGAAUCGAUGACAUAACUGCGGCCAAUGAAGGUUCAUUGAGUGAUGCGAAAUUGACCAAUAGUCUCACAGGAGUUGAUUUGACUGCUAAUUCUAGCGGUCAAAAUGGAAACAAAGUCGAAGGGUCUAUAGGCCGAACGAUUCCAGAGGAAAGUGAAUCAAACGAAGAGGGAACAGUGGUUCCGGUGAACAGUUUGAUCAACUCCACAGGGGCAGAAAAGAGUGAAGGUGAAAGUCAAGAGCAGAUUCUAACGGCGUUUGAAGAGUUGCGUAUUUUCAGCAUCGCAAACAACCAGAUUGCGAGUGAGGACGGAGUGUUGCCUGUGGUGGGGUGGCCCAUGUUGCAGCAGGUGAACAUAGCGGGCAAUCCACUGGUGGCCAAACACAAUGGGGAGCCCCCUCUGCUGAACAGAUACCUCACCAACAGACUAGGAAUCACACUCAAACGAUUUGACUUGCCACAGAAAUCGAAAGUGCCUCACGAUCCAAUCAUUGACAACCCGACAUCGAAACCGCCUACUCACAGAAGGAUUCCAGAAGUUGUGCCUCCCAAAAAACGACAACCCAUUGACUUCAUGGCCAUCGAGUAUCCAGGGGUGUUUGAUCCCCUUCCCAGCAAGGAAAACACUCUGGAAAUGAUUGAAACAAGGAGGAGGAAUCUACACCAGCAGUUUAUUCCAGAAGUCAACCAUGAGGCAGUUCCUCCGUCAUUGCGAGCCAUGUCCGCCAAUCAGAAUGCGCCCUUGCCUCCGAUUAGUUCGACCAAUCAGAAUGGAGAGGAGAGUUUGAGGCCCCAAAGUGGACCCGAUAACAUGCAACACAUGAGAUUUGCUCCGAGUGAGAUGGAGAGACUGGCCACUGAAGAUGUCCUCAUUCCCAAAGGGGGUUACCAGAGACCCAAAAUGGCACCCAUAGUAGACGAGGAGGGAGAGGGAGGGGAGGCUACCGAGGAAGACCAGGAGAAUUUCUUCAUGACUCAGAUUGACGAUGAAUAUGCAGAAGGUGGAUCGAAUCGUUCUCAACAAGGACAGAAUGGGGAAAGAGUCACAGGCUCUAAACAGACUGGAGGUUCGAAGAGCUCUAGCAAAAAAGGAGCUUACCGGUUAUUGUAUCAAACUAACGAGGAUGAGGAGAAAUUUUCACUCAAUUUACCUAAAGACGUGCAGAGCAAUGUGAAGGCGUUGAAGUAUGCUCUGAAACACCCAGUGUCCUUCAGUGAUGCGCCUGCUUCCCAUGAGAGGAUCAUGCAUCUAUACCAGCCAGACAAAUACAAGAGGCCCUCUAAGCCGAAGAAAGUGCAACAGUCGAAGGCUGAUUUGUUUUACGACACUCUUUCUGACCUGAAACACAGAGUGGCAUACGUGGAAACUAACUUGGAAAAGGCUUUAGUCGAGACAACCAACGACUCCAGGAGGGCGAAAGAAGUUAACACACUUGUGAAAGAGAUCCAACAAAACUACAAGAACUCGUCUGGCAGCAAAGCGGUGAAAUUAUAGAUGUGAUGGAGUAAAAGAGAGAAGCACUUCCGCAUAGAGAUCUAUCUACUUACUUAGUUAAAUUGUCAAUUGUACAUUUGUAAAAAGAAUCCAGAUUGUAUAUUACUUGAAAUCAAAUUCAAAUUUAUCAAGAU
Messenger RNA from Symsagittifera roscoffensis, 2685 nucleotides. Its product is annotated as X-ray radiation resistance-associated protein 1-like. The record is from RefSeq and is a predicted model, not a curated record. NCBI's taxonomy places the organism in Eukaryota, Metazoa, Xenacoelomorpha, Acoela, Convolutidae. Gene Ontology annotation, molecular function: protein binding. The transcript is spliced from 16 exons. The coding region runs from base 32 to 2551 and encodes 839 amino acids. Gene Ontology annotation, cellular component: nucleus.